Kogia breviceps (pygmy sperm whale) is the source of this 816-nucleotide messenger RNA. It is a transcript of the gene NUDT14, whose product is annotated as nudix hydrolase 14. Gene Ontology annotation, molecular function: UDP-sugar diphosphatase activity; metal ion binding. The record is from RefSeq and is a predicted model, not a curated record. Gene Ontology annotation, biological process: ribose phosphate metabolic process; nucleoside phosphate metabolic process. Lineage: Eukaryota; Metazoa; Chordata; Mammalia; Artiodactyla; Physeteridae.
GCUCGGUCACACGCCCGCCCGCUCGAGUCCUGAGCGGAUCCUGCCCGCGUCCGCCCCGGGCCCGCGCUACCCCGCACGCCGCCAUGGAGCGCAUCGAGGGGGCGGCCGUAGGCCGCUGCGCAGCCUCGCCCUACCUGCUGCCGCUCACUCUGCACUACCGCCAGAAUGGUACCCAGAAGUCGUGGGACUUCGUGAAGACCCAUGACAGUGUGACCGUUCUCAUGUUCAACUCUUCUCAAAGGAGCCUGGUGUUGGUGAAGCAGUUCCGGCCGGCUGUGUACGCUGGCGAGGUGGAGCGCCUCUCCCCGGGGUCCCUGGCCGCCGUGGACCAGGACAGGCCCCGGGAGCUGCAGCCGGCACUGCCUGGCUCGGCAGGGGUGACAUACGAGCUGUGCGCCGGCCUCGUGGACCAGCCCGGGCUCUCGCUGGAGGAGGUGGCCUGCAAGGAGGCGUGGGAGGAGUGCGGCUACCGCCUGGCGCCCUCUGGCCUGCGCCGGGUCGCCACGUACAAGUCUGGCGUGGGACUGACCAGCUCCAGCCAGACCAUGUUCUACGCAGAGGUGACAGAUGCCCAGCGGGGUGGCCCAGGCGGGGGCCUGGCCGAGGAGGGUGAGCUCAUCGAGGUCGUGCACCUGCCCCUGGGUGGCGCCCGGGCCUUCGCAGAUGACCCCGAUGUUCCCAAGACCCUCGGCGUCAUCUUUGGUAUCUCGUGGUUCCUCAGCCACGUGGCCCCUGGCCUGCGUCCCCAGUGAAACUCCAGGGGGUCUGGACGAGCCCAGUUCUGGACACCUGCCCCGCAAGCCCAAUAAAGGCUGC